Molecule: messenger RNA, 3729 nt
Organism: Plasmodium yoelii
Lineage: Eukaryota; Apicomplexa; Aconoidasida; Haemosporida; Plasmodiidae
Product: conserved Plasmodium protein, unknown function
Exons: 3
Coding region: 1-3729 (1242 amino acids)
Source: RefSeq, a predicted model, not a curated record
AUGAAAAAUUAUAUUUAUGAUUGUAGAAAUAAAUAUGAACAGAACAAAUCAGAUAAUUUAGAAAAUAUUGGUGAACAAGUUGUAGAUAAUUUUUCUCGAUGUGAUAAUAAUCAAAAUAAAAUAUGUAAAGUUGAAAAUAAAGAAGCAAUGAUACAAAAAAACAAAUAUGUCUAUCCAGCAAAUAGUAAAGAAAAAGAUGAUAAUAAUAAUAAUGAGAUGGAAACAAAAAAAUAUGAUGAUUGUAAUUGGAGUGUAAAGAAUAUUCGAUAUAAUAAUGAUGAUAAAAAAAAUAAAUCGAAUAAAAAUAUAUUUCGUAUUUUGUGCAAAAAAUAUACAAAAGCAAUUAUUCAUAAGCCAAGAUAUUUAAUACUUGGUUUAUUUAUAGGAUGCUUGAUGUGUAUGGUAAUGUUUUUUUGUGUUUAUAAUAAUUUUUUGCAAAAAUGUGAUGGAAAAUAUGGUAGCGAAAAUAAGAAUGGUAGUGGCUGUACAUACUCUGGUUUAUUUUCCAAACAGUUAAAUGGAAAUAAUUAUUUCAAAAUAAAUAUAGAGAAAAGUGAGGAUGUAAUAAUUAAAUCUAGUAAUAAGAUUGGUAAAAAUGUAGAUGAUUUUUUGAAAAAUUACAAAAAAGAAAAAACAGCAUCUCUACUAUUUUAUAUUGAUAAAAAUAACACAGAUAUUAGUGAAAAUAAUAAUUUAUUAAAUUAUGAAAUAUUGAAAGAUAUAUUUUUUUUAAUUGAAUAUUUUAAACAAAUUAAAAUAAAAGAUAAUAAAACAUGGAAAGAUAUAUGUAAACGAUUUGACAUACCAUUAAAUGGUUCAAAAUGUUUUGUGUUAGGUCUUUUUACUUUUCAGGAAAUACAAGCUGGAUUUUAUGAUUCUGAAAAUGAUUUAAAAAAAUAUUUUGAUAGUAUAAUUAAAAAAGAUCAUAAAUCAUUAAUGAGAUAUUUUUCUAAUAGUAUAAAAUUUAUUCCACAUUUUUUAUAUUACCCACAUAUAUUUAAUAUAAAUAAUAUAACCCUAAAUAAUAUAAUGUUAGAUAUCGGUAAAAAUGUUGAAGCACUUUUAUUUGUUUUUAAUUUUGAUGAAAUGACUGAUGAAGAUUUGUUAAAUGAAUGGUUUGUUGAAUUAAAUAAAAUUGUAGAAAUAGUAAAUUCUGGAAAAUUGAAAGAGCUAGAUAUAAAUAAUCCAGAUAAGACAAAUUUUUUAUACAAGUUGGAAAUUAAUAAUAAAUUAAAUAUAGAAAAUGAAAUAAUAGAUAAAAAAAAAAAAAAAAAAAAAUGGAAAAUUGGAGUUGUUAAUAAUAAAAUUCUUGAAGAAAAUGAAACAAUGUCUAUUAUCUCAGGUUUUAAAUCAAAUUAUUUAUUUAUAAUAUUAUCAUAUUUUUUUAUAAUAUAUUAUAUUAAUUCAUUUACAUCAAAUAUGAAUAUAAAACAAAAAAAUAUAAUUACUAUUAUAUUAAGUAUAUAUGCUUUGUCUUUAUUUUCUUUUAGUACAAGUUUUUUUUUAUAUAUGCUAUUUGGGUUAUAUAUAUUAAAAAUAUAUUUCUUAAAUUAUUUUUUGGUGUUUUUUUUGAGUUUUAUAUUUUGUUGUAUUAAUAUUUUUUAUUAUGAAAAAGAAGAAAAAAAGAAAAAUGAAGAAAUAACAAAACUUGUACAAAAAUUGUCUAAUAAGAAUACAUCAGAGGAAUGUUGUAAAAUAAAUACGAGCAAAUAUUAUUUUAGAGCUAGCUAUAAAUCAUUAAUAUUAGUUUCUAAAAUUAUUUUAGUACUUAUAAUAAUAUAUUUAAUUGGUUUAACAUGUUCAUAUAAAAUUGUUAAUAAAUUUUCUGUAAAUUCAUUAAUUAAUCUUAUUACUUUAUUUUUUUUUUAUGCCUUAUUUUUUAAUAAUAUUUUUUCAAUGAUGAUAUACAAAAGGGAAAUAAAUAUUAACAUUGAUCAAGAUAAACAUAUCGAGGGUUCUCAAAAUAAUUCAAAUAACAUUCCUAGAACAAAAGACAAUUAUAUAUCAGAAUUAGCUAGUUCAGAUGUUAAUAAUAAUUUUGUUAUUUCAAAUAUUUGUGAAAAUUCAGGUAAUAAAUCUGAAGUAACCGAGAAUACAAUAAAUGAAUUUUAUACACAUAAGGAUAAAAAAGGAACUAGAAAAUAUGUGCAAAAUUAUAUUAAUGAAAAUGUAGAAAAUUGUUCAAAAUUAAAUGAAAAUUCGAAUUCUCUAUAUCCCUCCAACUUAGUAUCAGAUUCUAUUAGAUGUGACUACAAAAUGGAUGAGAAUAAAAAAGAAAAAACCGAAGAAAAAACCGAAGAAAUGAUCAGCGAAAAAAUUGGCGAAAAAAUUGGCGAAAAAAUAGACGAAAAAAUAGACGAAAAAAUAGACGAAAAAAUAGAAGAAAAAAUAGAAGAAAAAAUAAUGCAAAUAUAUGAAAGUUUGUAUACUAAAAAAAUAAUAGGAAUUGUAGUAUUUUGUUCACUUUUAUUUAUUUCAUUAUUUUUGUAUAAGAUUAUUAAGCAUGAUAUAAUAUUUGAUCCAUAUAAAUAUAUAAACAACGAUUCUAAAUUGAAUACAUUUUUUUCUAUAUUUGAAAAAAAAGCUAAUUAUAUAUUAGAACCUGGAUACAUCGUUUUACCAUCUUAUAAUGAAUUUGAUUAUGAAGAUGAAGAAAAUAGAGAUAAAAUUAUAAACUUAAUUGAUAGACUAAAAGAUGAAGGAUGUAUUAAUGAACCUAUUAUUUCAUGGGUUCAUGGAUUCAAAUUAAGCCAAAACAUUUGUGGUAAUAUAAGCCCAUUAGAUAAACAAUAUAAUUUAGAUAAUUAUGUAAAACAGUGUAAUGAUAUUGUUACACAAAAAACGAAUAAGAAAAUGCAUUUUGAAGGUUUAAAAAAUAUUUUUUGUCAAGAUAAUGAAAAUUUAUGUACAAAUUUUUAUAACCUUAUUUAUUUUUGGAUGAACAUAAAAGAAGAUGGAAUAUAUGAUAGCCAAUUUGUUCGAAUUAGGACAGAUUUUCAGAAUAAUAAUAUGAAUAAAUUAUUACCUCAAUUUUAUACAAUAACUCCCCAUUUAUUCUAUGAAAAUUUUAUAGUGAUGGACCCAUCUCAUAACAUAACUAGUAGUAGAAUCGGAUUUAUACUUCAUAAUUAUCCAACAAAUAAAGAUAAAAACACAAAAUUAUUAAAAAAAAUAGAAAAAAUUAUAAAAAGUAGUGAUAUAAAAAAUAUAUAUUUUUACUCAGAUACAUAUGUAUUGUAUAACCAAGCUUUAAAUUUUUAUCAAGAAUAUAAAUCAAUGCUAAUAUUAUAUAUUUUAUUAAUAUUUUUAUUAGUAUAUUUAUUUAAUAUAAUGAGUAUAAUAAUAAUGUUUAAAUUUUGGUUGUGUACAAUUUUAAGUGCAUUAUAUUUUAUUCACUGUUUUUAUAUAAAUACAGAUUCGAUAGGAAUCAUAUUAUUGAUUCUAGGUUCAGCAAUAUCUAUAUCUCAUUAUUUAUAUUCAACUCUUUUUUUUAAAGAAAUAAUUGUAAAAAAUAAAAGUUUUAAGUUGCAGAUGUGGAAAUCUUUACCUUACUUUAUAUUCCUGGCAUUGUAUCAAAUAAGUUUUCGUUUUAGUGAUUAUGUUUCCAAUGUUUUUAGAUUUUUAAUUUUGAAUCAUUUAAUUUGGUUUUUAUUUUAUUGUCUUAUCAUAUUUUUUAUGCAAAAAACACACAAAAAUAGAGAACGAUACAGAUACAAUCGCCAAUCAUAA